CAGAGUUUUCCCCUUUUGCAAGCUCUGAUGUCGUAUCGCGCUGACCCAGGAAACCCAAGAGCAGGGUUUAUAUUAAACCCCAAAGCCUAUUUGUCUGAAAAACCCUAAACCCAGAAUAUCUUUUCGUCUCCUUACUUCUCCUCUCCGCUAUGUCAACCAAAGGCCCUGCUCUCUUCUCUGACAUUGGCAAGAGAGCCAGAGAUUUGCUCAACAAGGAUUACAGCUCUGACCAGAAGAUCAGCAUCACCACUUACAGUGACACUGGCCUUGCCAUCAACUCCUCCUUGGCCAAGAAAGGGGGUCUCUCUCUUGGGGAUGUAGCAGCUCAGUACAAAUACAAGAAAGCUACGGUUGAUAUCAAAGCUGAUACAGAAACAACUGUCUCAACAAAACUCACCGUUACAGACAUCCUGCCUUCAACAAAAGCCAUUGCUUCAGUCAAAUUCCCUGACUACAAAUCUGGCAAGUUGGAAGCACAAUAUCUUCAUGAACAUGCAUCUUUCACAACAGCUGUUGGUUUGAACAAGUCCCCUGCCGUUGACUUUUCAGCAACCAUCGGUACCCCCACCAUUACUUUUGGAGCAGAAGCUAGUUACUCGACAGCUUCCAGAAGAUUUACUAAAUAUACUGCUGGUGUCAGCUUGUCAAAGCCAGAUUCCUCCGCUUCAGUAAUUCUGGCUGACAAAGGAGAUUCGAUUAAGGCAUCAUACCUGCAUCAUCUAAGCAAGCUGAAUGGGGGUGCUGUUGUGGGAGAGGUAAGUAGAAGGUUUUCCACAAAUGAGAACACACUCACAGUUGGAGGUUCGUUUGUGGUUGACCCUCAGACUACAGUAAAGGCAAGGCUUAACAACCAUGGGAAUCUUGCGGCUCUUUUGCAGCAUGAGCUUAGUCCCAAAUCCACCUUCACAUUCUCUGGUGCCUUGGACACGAAGACCUUACAAAAGGAGCCGAAAUUUGGUUUGGCACUCUCCCUCAAGCCUUGAGCAGAUAUAUUGACUUUAAGAUAUAGAUUAUUCAAUUGGUUACAUCCACACAAAUUGUGAGUUUUCUGGUGUGGUUCAAAUAGAAACCUAUAUUAGAUUUGCUAUAGCUAUAGGCAAUAUGUCCUGGUUGUGUUAGAACUAUGUUUACGUGAUUUGAUAAUGAACCUUUCAUAUAGUUAAUUGUUAUUCAUCCCCACGUUUUUCUCUU
Messenger RNA from Rosa rugosa (rugosa rose), 1191 nucleotides. Its product is annotated as mitochondrial outer membrane protein porin 2-like. Lineage: Eukaryota; Viridiplantae; Streptophyta; Magnoliopsida; Rosales; Rosaceae. The record is from RefSeq and is a predicted model, not a curated record. Gene Ontology annotation, cellular component: mitochondrial outer membrane. Gene Ontology annotation, molecular function: voltage-gated monoatomic anion channel activity. The transcript has 6 exons. Gene Ontology annotation, biological process: monoatomic anion transmembrane transport. The coding region runs from base 150 to 983 and encodes 277 amino acids.